This is a messenger RNA of Didymosphaeria variabile, 756 nucleotides long. RefSeq names its product Peroxisomal membrane protein PMP27 (gene PEX11). Gene Ontology annotation, cellular component: peroxisomal membrane. Gene Ontology annotation, biological process: regulation of peroxisome size; peroxisome fission. The transcript has 3 exons. Lineage: Eukaryota; Fungi; Ascomycota; Dothideomycetes; Pleosporales; Didymosphaeriaceae. The record is from RefSeq and is a predicted model, not a curated record. Bases 1 to 756 code for a protein of 251 amino acids.
AUGGUCGCAGACGCACUUAUUUACCACCCUUCGGUGGCGCAAUACCUCAAAUUUGUCGCGACGACCGGUAUGACACCAUUGACUUCCAAGAUCCCACCAUUGCGUCUCCUCGGCCGCGAUAAAGCCCUCCGCACCCUACAAUAUGUCUCCCGUUUCCUCGCAUGGUACCUGUACCGCACGAACCACCCGGCGUCCUCGAUCGCGCCCUUCGAGGCCGCAAAGAAGCAGUUCGGCCUGACGCGCAAGCUGAUGCGCGUGGGCAAGUUCGUGGAGCACUUCAAGGCAGCGGCGGUCGCGAGCGAUGCGAAGAGCUUGGAUCCUGUGCUGAGGUACACUGCUGUGGGGAAGCAGUUGGGUUAUGCGGGGUACAUGCUUUUUGACAAUGCGGUUGUGCUCGACGCCGCCAACAUCUACAAGUACCCCGCCUCUGCGCGCCUCGUCCGUGAGGGCAACAAAGCCUGGUUCACGGGCAUCUCAAUGAGCAUCCUCUCCGGCUUGUACCAACUCUACCGCCUGCGUGAGCGCAGCGCCAAGCUGUCCAGCUCGAAAUCCGCGGAGGCGGAGCCCGUCGUCGAAGCGAAGAAGAUUGCGCGCGAGGCCAACGCUGUGAGGCUGCAGCUCUUGAGCGAUCUGUGCGACCUUACAAUUCCGGCGACGGCGUUGGGAUGGGCCAAGUUCGAUGAUGGGGUGGUGGGGAUUGCGGGUACGGUCAGUUCGUUGUUGGGGCUUUAUUCGCAGUGGAAGAAGGUUGCGUGA